AUUUAGUGCUUCUGGAAAGAAGCGACAGAGGUGAUUCCUCAUAUGGAGAAAGAUUUAGGAACGAUGGCAAGGCAACGGGAUAUGGUCAUGCUAAGCAUGAACCCCACAAAUUUGAUAUUGUGGUCAAAGUUUAUUCUUGAAACGUUUUUCUUAUGGGUUGCACAUACCCAGAAUGUUUAUAAACUGAGAAACAAGCGAAGUGUUGGUGACUUGAAGGAGUCUAAAUUGAAUAGGAGGAAGGUGUUCGUGAAAGUUGAUUUCGACAUUCCUCUGGCUUUGGAUGAUAGCUUCAAUAUCAUCGAUGACACCAAAAUCUGCACUACUGUCCCCACCAUCAAGUUCUUGAUGGUUCAUAGCGCCAGAGUCAUCAUAUGCAAUCACAUGGGAUGCCUUGAGGGUGUUAGCUUUGAAUACAGCCUAAAGCCUCUUGUGCCAAGGCUUUCUCAACUCCUUGGAGUGGAGGUUAAGAUGGCAAAUGAUUGCAUUGGCAAGGAACCAGAGGAAAUGGUGGUUCAACUUUCUAAUAGGGUAAAGGCAAUGCAGGACCCAAAGAAUCAAGAGAUUCUCCUGCCUCUGUUUCUUCUCAUCAUUUUGAUUACUUUGAAUAAGAAAUAUGUGAAGCUGAUGUCAAAAUAUCCAGAGGUCAGGAGAGGGCUUACCUUACAUGGAGUUAGUCAAUCCCUUUGUAGUAUUCACAUUAUGUCUUCAGCAUUAGAAAUUGAAUUGGUCUCAUGUCCCAAGGAUAAGUAUGCAUACCUUUUACAUGGCGUGGAUACAUGCACUAUUGGAGUUGUUGAUCCUUUUGAAGCCUCGCCAAUUAUAGAUGCUUUGAGUAGCCAACAUUGGAAUUUGAGUUACGUAUUAAGUACUUAUCACCAUCAUGACCAUACUGGUGGGAAUAUGGAGUUAAAAGAAAGAUACGGUGCUAAGGUGAUUGGUUCAGCAUUAAACGAUGAUAGGAUUCCAGGCAUUGAUAUAGUUCUAAAUGAUUGGGACAAGUGGCACUUUGCAGGACUUGAUGCAACUUUAGAAGAGACCAAACUGGCUGAGAUGAAGUAUAGUGAUUCGAGUACUAUCCAAAAUAAGGUAGCAAGUCAAAUUCAGUCAGGACUUGCACCGGAGAGUAUGCUAGUGAGUAAGACUACUUUGGUGAUGAAAGAUGUCACAUCCAUGUUGUUGGAGAAUGAUAAGUUUCUUGGGGAGGAUGAUGGUGCCAAUCAAAUUAAUGCUUUGGUGAUGGAGCACUCUCGAGGAAGAUCCUAUGGACGUGGAGGUGGAGGAAAUCGAGAAAGGUUGAAAUCUAGACCUAAGAAGGAUUAUGGUGAAGUGCAAUGCUUCUAUUGUGGUGAGUUGGGUCAUAAACAGUAUAAAUGCCUGAAGUUUAACGAGGACUUUUCUAAGAUGAAAAUAUUGAUGAAAAGUCAAGAAGCCAAGGGCAAGGGGGAGGCUAAUAUUGUUGAAGAAAAUGUGGUUGAAGUAUUAGCUUGUGAAGAGUGUGAUCCUGAGGUGAAGCAAAACAAUCAAAGGUGGAUUUUGGACUCUGCUGCAACCGUGCAUGUGUGCAAUAAUCAUUCGAAAUUUGUGAGUUUGGUUCGGGGGGAGCUUGGAAAAACAAUGGUGGCUAUCGACAAGAAGGUGAAUAUUGAAGGCAAAGGAGAUGUUCAUCUCAAUGUUCACAAUGGGAGAGCCAAGAUUCUCAAGAAUUAUGUCGAAAAGCAAGAAUGGUGCAAGGUCUACAAAGGUGGAAGACUUGUCUUACGUGGGAGGAAGAACAAGCACAACAUCUAUGUGCUUGAGCAACAUCCCGAGAAAAGGCUUAACAAAACCAUGAGAAAGAUGGUGUGGAAGGCUAAAUGGAUCUUGGUAGAUGGCAAGGAAAUUAAUAAAACCAAGAAGAAGCUAAGCUUCAACAAUGAAGUGGUGUUUGAUGAUGAGGGAGCUGAGUCAUGGUUGGUUUCUCCUCCCAUGGGGUUGGAUGGGGAGAUUGUUGGUAGAAAGUCUAACCCCAUGCAUGUGAACACAGGGACUUUCUAUGUGGUGAAAUUUCUUCACCAACCUAGCUAGUUGUGGACUAGGAUUGAUUUAUCGAAAUCAUGCAAGAUUGCAUAUUGACCCAUUUAAUGAAGUAAGAAAAAUCAU
Rubroshorea leprosula is the source of this 2139-nucleotide messenger RNA. NCBI's taxonomy places the organism in Eukaryota, Viridiplantae, Streptophyta, Magnoliopsida, Malvales, Dipterocarpaceae. The record is from the annotation of a GenBank genome assembly.